UCCUCCUUCCUAUAUAUAUAACACACACCACGAGACUUGGUGCAUCAGAUCAAACACUCGCAACAAAAAGGAAAAAGAAGCUCGAACCUAUUCUCAUCCUUCUCUACGAGCUUCUUCUAUAUGAGAUUGUAGAUUCACGACGAUCGACCACGUGAUCAAGAUUAGUUAACUUAGUAUGGGUUUGACAUCUAUGUUUAGGAGUUGCUUCAAGGCGGAGGGUCGGGUUGCGGUGCCGGCGUCGAAGGCUAAGGUGGUGGCGACGAAGCAGAGUUCGUACCCCUGGGUUUCAGUGUCGGAUUUGAGCAAUCCGAUAAGCGGCACGCUGUCGGAGGAUCUGUCGGUGUCGCUUGCCGGAUCGAAUCUGUAUGUGUUUACGCUGGCGGAGAUGAAGCUGAUCACGCAGGGAUUCUCCUCCGGUAACUUUCUCGGAGAAGGCGGCUUUGGACCGGUGCACAAGGGCUUCAUAGACGACAAGCUCCGGCCGGGUCUUAAGGCCCAGACUGUCGCCGUCAAGCUCUUGAACCUGGACGGCUCUCAGGGCCACAAGGAGUGGUUGACUGAAGUUGUUUUUCUGGGACAACUAAGACACUCCCACCUGGUGAAGCUGAUCGGAUAUUGCUGCGAAGAAGAACACAGGCUUCUGGUAUAUGAGUAUCUUCCUAGAGGCAGCCUAGAAAAUCAACUCUUCAGAAGAUACUCAGUAUCACUGCCAUGGUCAACCAGAAUGAAAAUCGCCGUCGGAGCCGCCAAGGGUCUUGCCUUUCUUCAUGAAGCUGCUAAACCCGUUAUCUACAGAGAUUUCAAAGCCUCAAACAUCUUACUAGACUCAGAUUACAAUGCGAAGCUGUCUGAUUUCGGGUUGGCGAAAGAUGGCCCUGAAGGAGACGACACACACGUGUCGACCCGAGUGAUGGGAACUCAGGGCUACGCGGCGCCUGAGUACGUCAUGACGGGUCACUUGACAUCCAAGAGUGACGUGUACAGUUUCGGGGUGGUUCUGUUAGAGCUUCUAACAGGACGAAGAUCAGUAGACAAAACCAGGCAAGGAAGAGAGCAGAACUUAGUAGAAUGGGCGAGGCCAAUGCUUUACGAUACGAGGAAGCUUGGCAGAAUCAUGGACUCGAGACUUGAAGGUCAAUACUCUGAGAUGGGUGCGGCCAAGGCUGCUGCAUUGGCUCACCAGUGCUUGAGCCACCGGCCCAAGAACAGACCCACCAUGAGCCAGGUGGUCAAGACCCUCGAGCCACUUCAGGACUUCGACGACGUCCCUAUCACACCGUUUGUCUACACUGUUCCCGCCAAUGAACCCAAUGACUCGAGGGACUGUGCUGAGCCGCCCAGGGAGAGAAAGAAUCAUCAUCGUCAUCACAGACACCACCCUCUGAGAUCGCCCAGGUCGCCGCCGGAUAAUAAUAAAUCUGCAAAUUCUUCACAGUCUCGCUAUGGAAGCUCGAGUGGAAGCGGAUCCAACUCACCUACUUCGCGUCAUCACAAGGCCAAAGGAGCUUGAUUGAUAGGUGGAAAAUGAAUGAAUGGUCAAUAUUGUACAGAGAGAUAUUUUUAAUUAUUAUAAUUACUUGUAUAUUUUUAUUAGUGAAGAGAGCGUUUGAAGUUUUUUUUUUGGUGAAGAAAAUAUGCCAAGCUAAGUGUAAUGAUUCAAAAACAAAUUGGUGGAAUUGAGGUGGUCAUCGGGCAUGGUAAACAUGCUUGAGUCGAUAAUCAUUAUUUUUUUUUUU
Prosopis cineraria is the source of this 1736-nucleotide messenger RNA. Its product is annotated as serine/threonine-protein kinase RIPK. Gene Ontology annotation, biological process: protein phosphorylation. The record is from RefSeq and is a predicted model, not a curated record. The coding region runs from base 176 to 1510 and encodes 444 amino acids. Lineage: Eukaryota; Viridiplantae; Streptophyta; Magnoliopsida; Fabales; Fabaceae. The transcript has 4 exons. Gene Ontology annotation, molecular function: protein kinase activity; ATP binding.